Molecule: messenger RNA, 2109 nt
Organism: Colius striatus (speckled mousebird)
Lineage: Eukaryota; Metazoa; Chordata; Aves; Coliiformes; Coliidae
Gene: ECI2
Product: enoyl-CoA delta isomerase 2
Exons: 12
Coding region: 377-1474 (365 amino acids)
Molecular function (GO): fatty-acyl-CoA binding
Source: RefSeq, a predicted model, not a curated record
CCUCCUCCUGUCCUCACUCCGUCUUGUCAUGGCGGCUUCAGCCCUGACCUUCGUCCAGAGGCUUCGGUGGUGGCCGCUUUGCGAAGUAAGGAUCUACUAAUGUUUAAAAGAAAACCUUUAUUAAGUAAAUGGAAGGUGGAUUUCAGAAUGUACAACUUGUGAAGUAUGCAGUGAAUGAUCUUGCACGAGUACACAGGCAUUUGUCAUGGACUCCGGUCGCUCUGCCAACUUGAGACUCUUCUUGCUUACCUCUCUCUGAUGGGAGUUGACUUUUUACCCAGCUGGCAGAAGUUGCUGGGCCUUCACCGCUCUUCUUUGGUUGCCAGUACAGCAAAGGCGAACACAAGCUGUUUGCGUUCCAGCAGUUCACCUGCACAUGACUGCAGCCACCAUGCAAGUCAGCCAGAAAGACUUUGAAAAGGCUCAAGAACAACUGAAGCUUUUGAAAAAUGAUCCUGGGAAUGAAACUAAACUGAAGCUCUAUGCUCUGUUUAAACAGGCUACUGAAGGUCCUUGCAAUUCUCCAAAACCAGGUAUGCUGGACUUUGUCAAGAAAGCCAAGUGGGAUGCAUGGAAUUCUCUUGGCAAUUUGUCUCAGGAUAAUGCCAGACAGAAAUAUACUGAACUUGUCUCGAGUCUGCUCUCAGCAGAAUCUGCUGACCAAAAGAAAGAUGCUUCUCCAGGAGAGGGCAGACAUGAUGGCUAUGAAACAAUAGUAGUUACCACCAAAAACAAUAUCACAAAGAUAAUGUUUAACCGACCUGAUAAGAAAAAUGCCAUCAACCAUAAGAUGUACAGAGAAAUUAUGAAAGCACUUGAAGAAGCUGGAAAAGAUGAUUCUACCAUAGCAGUUAUUACUGGAAAUGGAGACUACUAUAGUAGUGGAAAUGAUCUGAAUAAUUUUACUAAUAUCCAGCAAGGUGAAAUGCAGAAGAUGGCUGAAGAUGGAGCAGCAUUACUCAAAGAGUUUGUGGGUCAUUUUAUUGAUUUUCCAAAGCCACUGAUUGCAGUGAUAAAUGGCCCAGCUGUUGGAAUCUGUGUAACAGUCCUUGGAUUGUGUGACAUUGUCUAUGCUUCUGACAGGGCUACGCUUCACACCCCAUUUAGUCAACUUGGACAGAGCCCAGAAGGAUGUUCCUCUUACCUGUUUCCAAAAAUCAUGGGCUUAGCCAAGGCAAGUGAGAUGUUGCUUUUCAAUAGAAAGCUGACUGCAGCAGAAGCUUGUGCCCAGGGACUCGUGACUGAAGUCUUCCCGGACAGGACCUUUCAGAAGGAAGUUUGGGCAAGAUUAGAAGCUUAUGCAAGCCUCCCGAAAAAUUCCUUGGCUGUGUCAAAACAACUGUUACGAAGUCUGGAAAAGGAGAAGCUCCACGCAGUCAACAGUAAAGAGUGUGAAGUCUUGAAGGAGAGGUGGUUAUCUGAUGAAUGUAUAAAUGCUAUUGUCAGCUUCUUUCAGAAGAAAUCAAAACUCUGAUCUUCACCAGUAGAGUAAUUCACCUUCUGACAAUCACUUAAUCUGCCCAUAAUAAAUAUUAAUAAACUUCCUCUUCAAAUAAUAGUUCUUAUACCUUUGAUAUGACACAUUUCUGUUCUGAGUACUGACUCAAAAGAGGGUUGUAGAUUCCAUACAAUAUUAUGUGCCUUGGAUCCGUUACAGCCAUUAGGCUGGGGAAAAAGGGUUCAUUAUUCUGUAGGUAGCAGUGAUGCUUCUCAGCCCUACUAAAGCAGAUUGUCUUCCAAAAGAAGCAACAGAUUCAAUAGCACCGUAUUUUGAUAUCUCUUCAAUAAAUGUCUUGUGAAUGACUCCUUUUAUUCAUCUGUGGGGAAGGAAAUACUGUAUUAAUGAAAUAAUAAGCAGAAGUAUUUGAUUACUAUUGUGCCAACUCUUACUCCUGUUAAACAUCCCCAGUGUGAGGGAAAGUAGUUCCUGGAGGGUGUAUAACAGAAUAGUCUUACAAAAAGCAUUCGCUUGACUAACUUGAAGAUUCUCAGAGAUGUCUGUUGGGAGCUUUAUGGCUCUAAUCUUCAAUAUCUUCUUCCAUGAGUUGUUUCUUAUUGCCUUUUUUCUGUGACAAAAUCCCAUUAAAGAUAGCAUGACCUUUUACUGUA